AUGCACUGGGUUGGAAAGGUGGGGAGGAGGGGGCAUGAGGGGCACCAAGGGAUUUAUGGGGGGUUGUUUGAGGGGGAGCAGCCGGUGAGUUUUGGGGAUGGGAGGCCGGGGCAGGGAGGGAGUUUGGUGGUGAGCCCGGAUGUGGUGGAGCAGGGGGUUAAUCCGACGAGGUUCAGGGAGGAAGAGGUGCCCGAGAGGGCGUUUGCUUGGUUGAGUUCGCAGGGGGUGUUUCAUGGACGGCUGUUGGUGGAUGGGAACACGGGGGAUUUGGGGAGCAGGGUUUUCAAUGAGGGGAGGCUGUUGGCCAAGGGGCAGCUGACGAAUCCGAAUGGGGUGGAGGCUGCGGGGGGGAAGAGGCAGGUUUCGACGGAUGACGUCGAGGCUGUGGCGUUGACGCAGUGGCAUGUUAUUUGCUUGGUUGGGAGGAGGGUGGUGGUUGCCAAUCGGCUGACGGGGGAUAUUGUCUAUGAUCAGAUUGCGCUGGAGCAGGGGCAGAGGGCGGUGGGGUUGAGCGUGGAUGUUCAGAAGAACACUUUCUGGUUGUUUACGCCGCAGGAGAUAUUGGAGAUUGUGCCCAAGGAGGAGGAUAGGGAUAUUUGGAAGAUUAUGCUCAAGUUUGAGGACUUUGAGGCAGCGCUGCAGCACGCGCGCACGCCCGCGCAGAAGGAUGCGGUGGCGAUUGCGCAUGGGGAUCACAUGGUGGGGAAAGGGGCAGCACAAUCGAGGCGGCGGGGGAAGUACUUGCUGACCAAGCUGGGCACGUACAAGAGGUCGUUUGUGAUGCAGAGGGUCAUGAUUGCGGCUUGGUUGGUGGAGGUGUUUAUGGCCAAGCUCAACUCGCUGGAUGACACUAUCAUCACAGGGGCGGAGUUGUCUGAAGACAUGUUUCAGGACUUUGUCACGAAGCACAAGCAGGAUCUUGACCGUUUGCUGUAUUAUGCCAAUGUCAUCAACGACUACAAUUAUGUCUUGUCGUACUGGGUUCAGAGGGAGAGGUGGUCGGAGGCGCUCAAGGUGCUCAAGAGGCAGACCGAUGCCGGGGUGUUUUACCGGCACAGCAGCGUGCUUAUGACGCAUGCCGCUACCGAGCUGGUCGAUAUCUUGAUGCGACAGAGCAACCUUGACCCACGGAAUUUGAUCCCGGCGUUGCUGGAGUAUGACAGGAACUUCAAGGGGCCGUUGAGUCAGAACCAGGCUGUUCGGUAUCUGCAGUAUGUGGUUAACCAGCUCGGCUCGACAGACGCGGCUGUUCACAACACUCUGGUGUCGAUUUACGCUUCGCACUCGUCAACGGACGAGUCCCAGCUCAUGGCCUAUCUCGCCUCACAGGGGGACGAGCCGAAUUUCGACCAGGAUUUCGCGCUGAGGUUGUGCAUACAGAACCACCGGGUCCUGUCUUGCGCACAUAUUUACACCAGCAUGGGACAGUACGUCCAGGCUGUGGACCUGGCCCUGUCGCACGACAAGAUCGAGCUCGCGUCCAUCGUUGCCGACCGGCCCAUGUCGAACCCCGCGUUGCGGAAAAAACUCUGGCUUGCUGUCGCGAAAAAGGUCAUUUCGCAAUCCAACGGCAUCAAGGCCGCGAUUGAGUUCCUCAAGCGCUGCAACGACCUCCUCAAGAUUGAAGAUUUGAUCCCGUUUUUUCCAGAUUUCGUCGUGAUUGACGAUUUCAAAGAGGAGAUUUGCAAUGCGCUGGAGGAGUACAGCCGGAGCAUUGAUGCGUUGCGGAAGGAG
Molecule: messenger RNA, 1734 nt
Organism: Podospora anserina S mat+
Lineage: Eukaryota; Fungi; Ascomycota; Sordariomycetes; Sordariales; Podosporaceae
Exons: 4
Biological process (GO): vesicle-mediated transport; intracellular protein transport; organelle fusion
Cellular component (GO): endosome; HOPS complex
Molecular function (GO): protein-macromolecule adaptor activity
Source: RefSeq, a predicted model, not a curated record